Fraxinus pennsylvanica is the source of this 435-nucleotide messenger RNA. The record is from the annotation of a GenBank genome assembly. NCBI's taxonomy places the organism in Eukaryota, Viridiplantae, Streptophyta, Magnoliopsida, Lamiales, Oleaceae.
AUGGCUUUAGUAUCUGGAGGAAGAUCGACACUUAAUCCGAAUGCUCCUCUUUUCAUCCCAGCAUCACUGCGCCAAGUGGAGGACUUCUCACCAGAAUGGUGGAAUCUAGUUACUACCUCGACUUGGUUUCGCAAUUACUGGCUCAGCGAGUACCAGGGAGAAGAUAUAUUCGGCAUGGAGGAUGAUGGUUUUGAGGGCAAUGAUGUAGCUAAAUUGCUCCCUGAUAACAUUGACCUUGUUGUGGAUGAUGAUACGCUGUACAUGGAAGCCCAGUUCGAGGAAUUUCUCCAAUCAUCCGAGCCUGAAUAUGGAAGCAACGCGGUUGAGGGAAAACCUGAAAAUGGUUUGAACAAGAAUGCUGGGGCACUUAACAAGAAUCUGGCGGUGUCAAAUGAUAGAGGUUCCAAGUUCCUUGGGGAGCCGGCAUUGCGCUGA